Acanthaster planci (crown-of-thorns starfish) is the source of this 2437-nucleotide messenger RNA. RefSeq names its product collagenase 3-like. The record is from RefSeq and is a predicted model, not a curated record. NCBI's taxonomy places the organism in Eukaryota, Metazoa, Echinodermata, Asteroidea, Valvatida, Acanthasteridae.
UGAGCUUACUGGAUGGGACCUGACAGUUGAUCCACUUGUGCAGUACAUCUUCAUCGCACAGAUCUUUCAAACCGCCUUUGUAUUAAUAAGUUUAUUAUUUUGGCACUGCUGUAAGAAGUGGUCUGCCGUAUUUGGAACAAUGGAUUGCCGUAUUAGCGUUUUCUCUGCGUUGAAGAUGGUAUUUCUAGCAAUCUCCUGCUUGAAUUGCAGAAUAUCGGAGUCAGCACCCGCCUUCUUUGAUCUGAUGAUAGACCCUCGUGACAUCCUGACGCUUGUUAAGGCAGCGAGUUUCCUGUCAAACUAUGGCUACAUCACCCCGCAAAAGGGUAAUAUGCCACCAGAGCAGAUGAAUGUGACAGAGAUGUCUCUUGCCAUCCGGAAGAUGCAGCGGUACGCCGCCGUUAACCAAACUGGCGUACUCGACGAGGCCACGGUCAGGAUGAUCAAUACGGCCCGCUGCGGUGUCCACGACGAACCGGAGGAACUAACGGAUACCAGAAUUGAGAACUACGGGCCGGCAGAGUCCGGAGAUAGGCGCAAAAAGCGAUAUGUUGUGGCUGGAUUGAACUUCAAGUGGAAAACGAAUGACAUUACUUACAAGUAUAUAAGAAUAUCGUCAUUUUGGCCAACUUAUUACAAUUGUUUUGGUAAAGUGACUGUUCCCAUUCAACCUAGGAUUGUCAACUACCCAGAGAGGUCGCGGUCUAGAAUCACUGAUGCGCAGGUCAGGGACGACACGGAGAGAGCCUUGAAAGUUUGGAGUGACGUUACACCUCUGUCUUUUACCAGGGUCAGUGACAAUGAGGCGGCUGAUAUUGAAAUCUCAUUCGGUUCUUAUUACCACUCUGACAUUCCGCGAGAUCCAACCUUCGACGGGCCGGGUGGGACCCUGGGACACGCCUUCUUUCCCAACAGUGGCUGGGGAACAGCGAAUGGGGACGUGCAUCUCGACAACUCGGAGACGUUCACUCAUAGAGAAGUCGACGAAGGAACGGACUAUUUCUACACAGUUGCGCAUGAGAUCGGCCACGCCCUAGGCUUAGCCCAUGCUACAGACAAGUCCUCACUAAUGUUUCCGUACGAUAAAGGUUAUAUUCCUGACUUUGUAUUGCCAGAAGAUGAUACGUACGGUAUUCAGCUUUUGUAUGGGCCGAAACCCGAUGGUCCGUCUAAAGAGGCUGUAGAUACUCCAACGGUCGCGCGAACCUAUCACGAAAUAUGUCAGCGGGGCGUCGAUAGUCUGACGGUCGUCAACAAUGUCUUACAUGUGUUUUCAGGAAGUAAAUUCUGGAAGAUGUCGACAAAUAAAGAGUUUGUUGGCUCUUCAGAAGGGACCGUUUGCAGAGAUUACUUCGAACGAUUGAAAGUGGGUGCCACGGCGGUGUACACGCGAUGGGACGGCAAAGUGGUGUUUUUCAAGGGUAAGAACUACUGGACAUAUGACGGCAAGAACGUAGAAGAGAACAAGGCCUCCAAGAUAGCAAGUCUAGCAGGCGUGCCCAAAUCACCCACAGCAGUCAUGCAAGACAGGGACCAGCGACAUACUUAUUUCUUCAAAUAUUCUAAGGUGUGGAAAUAUGACGAGCUAGCCCAAACACUCGUUGAUGGGUUCCCGCUGGGAGUGCACAAGGUGUUUGACGGACUGCCUGCCAAGAGCCGAGUACGCGCAGCAUUUGUUGAUGCACAAGGUGAUCGAUAUCUUCUUGUUGGGAGGGAAUUCUACCGGUUCCCGAACGGGAAAGACCAGUUGGAUCCGGAAUACCCGAAAGACUUUCUGGUGGAAUAUUUCGACUGCCCACCAGAACAAUAAGGAAGAGUAAGAAAGCUCUUCGAGGUGGGAGUCAAACAAGUCUCAGAGGAUUGUUUCGAAUAUACUCUAUUAAUUUAAAAAAUAUUUCAAAGAGUGAAAAUACUAUAUUUAAGGUUGAAGUGUACUAGGAAGGAAGAUGUUAAGCCUAUGUCAUUGUUAACCGGUUUUGUGUAUAAAUAUUGUGUAUUAAAGCACCACAGAUGUAGUUUUUCUUCAAGAACUCUCGUGUAGUGGACAAAAAGGGCAAGUAGAACGUUAGAGCCAUUAUUUUUCAGUAAAAUAAAACAGGAAGAUGGUUCUAACUAAGAAUAAGGCCACCUUACUCUCCUCCAAUAAGAAAAGCUUACAAACAGAUUGCUUUGUAAGAGAGCUAGACAGAAAUGGAAGUAACCGGUAUAUAAAAGAGUUUUAUAAGAUGGUUUCGUCGGAGGGAAGUGACAAAUUUUGUGUAAUCUAGAAAUAAUUUUUUUUUUGUUCGGAGGAGGGAGACCAUUUUGGGCAAAUUGCAGAGGGAGAGAAAGGUCGUAAAAUGUUCAGAGCAGUAUGUAUAAUAUUUUCAAUUAAUAAAAAUUAUAUAUUGGAAUGAUAUAUACUGCUUAUAAUUGUGUGUUCAUACAUGAUGUCAUU